AUGGCGACUACUUCAAUGCCGGAUUAUGACAAAACUGAUGGAACUGAUGAUGUUAAGGUCAAAAUCAUAUGUCUUGGAGACAGUGCAGUUGGGAAAUCAAACAAACCUCAACAGUUAUCAACUUAUGCUUUAACAUUAUUUAAUUAUAAAACUGAACACAAUAAACAGUCAAUUUCAGUUGAUUUUUGGGAUACUGCAGGUCAAGAGAGAUUUAAUAAUAUGCAUCCAUCUUAUUAUCAUCAAGCACAUGCAUGUAUCAUAGUAUUUGAUGCAACGAGGAAAGUGACAUAUAAAAAUUUACCAGAUUGGUUAAAAGAGUUACGAGAAUAUAGGCCUGAAAUACCCUGCUUAUGUGCAGCCAAUAAAAUAGAUGCUGAUCCUGGGGUAACAAAAAGAGCAUUUGGUUUUGCUAAGAAGCACAAUAUGCCCUUUUAUUUUGUUUCUGCCUCAGAGGGUACCAAUGUUGUCAAGUUAUUUAAAGAUGCAAUAAAAGCAGCAGUGGCCUAUAAAAAUAAUCCUACUGAUUUUAUGGAUGAAAUAAUGAAUGAAUUAGAGAAUUUUGAGUUAGAAACAGAUAAGAAUAUUGGAGAGAAAGAAGAGAUCUCAGACAGUGGCUUAGAUUCACCUCAUAGUACAGAUGAUAAACCUAAUUCUUGA
Molecule: messenger RNA, 657 nt
Organism: Lottia gigantea (owl limpet)
Lineage: Eukaryota; Metazoa; Mollusca; Gastropoda; Lottiidae
Exons: 7
Coding region: 1-657 (218 amino acids)
Cellular component (GO): endosome; Golgi apparatus
Molecular function (GO): GTPase activity; GTP binding
Source: RefSeq, a predicted model, not a curated record